AUGGAUCACUUCACCAAAUGGUGUGAAGCUUUUCCUACGCCGGAUCAAAAGGCAUCUACUGUCGCAAAAAUACUUCUUGAUAGAGUUUUUAGUCGUUUUGGUCCCCCAGUUGUCUUGCACUCUGAUCAAGGUGCAAAUUUCGAAAGCACGUCAAUGCAUGAAGUAUGCGAUGUAAUGGGAAUUAAAAAGACCAGAACAACCGCGUAUCACCCUCAAUGUGAUGGGCAAGUUGAGCGACAAAACAGAACAUUACAAGAUAUGUUAGCGGCAUUUUGUACAAAACAUGGCAAUGAUUGGGACUUAUGGCUAAACGCAGUAGUUUUCGCGUACAACACUAGUCGACAAGUAUCACUACAAACCUCUCCAUUUGAAAUAGUUUUUGGAUGUAUUCAUAGAUUAGCAUUAGAAUUAGAAUUAGGACUCCCACUGAAAGAUCCCAGGACGCAAUCAGAGUACACUCAGUCGCUUAGGAAGAUAUUUAAGGAGGUGAAGGAGAUAGCAAGGCAGAAUUUAGAGAUAGCAAGAACAAAACAGAGAAAAUGUAACGAAGAAAGAAUUCGGACAUGGAGCCCUUUCGCCUCAGGGGAAACAGUAUACCUGCGCAGAUCGAAAGGAUGGAAAUUGGGGGCGAAGUGGAUUGGGCAAUUUGAAAUUGUUUGUAGGAUGGGUGUUGAUUACAGAAUAAGGUCGAGCAAAGCUAAAAUUAUGGUGGUUCAUCAUGAUCGCCUAAAGCGUGGCUAUGCACCGGUAAAUGGCGGCAAUGUUGUUUGUCCUGCUCCAGAACUUGGGGGUGACCGGGUGGUUUACACUGCUCCAACAGACGACGUUCAACCUAAUUGCGACAAUGACCCACAUAUCCCACGGGUUAGGCCUAGGGAUCUCAGGCAAAAUGUUCAUCCGCCUGAUCGGUACGGCUUGAUGCGUAGUAAUACUCCCAGAGGAAACACAGUU
This is a messenger RNA of Paramuricea clavata, 951 nucleotides long. NCBI's taxonomy places the organism in Eukaryota, Metazoa, Cnidaria, Anthozoa, Malacalcyonacea, Plexauridae. The record is from the annotation of a GenBank genome assembly.